Messenger RNA from Racocetra persica, 402 nucleotides. The record is from the annotation of a GenBank genome assembly. NCBI's taxonomy places the organism in Eukaryota, Fungi, Glomeromycota, Glomeromycetes, Diversisporales, Gigasporaceae.
AUGAAAGAAAACCAACUUUUAAGAGAAACUACAACAAAUAUUCUUCCUAUAGAAAAGCAAACACCUCAAUCAACAAACUUUGGUAAUAAAGCUGAUGAAACUAAUAAAGUUAGUGAAGUCGAUAAUGUUAAUGAAGUUGAAGCUAAUGAAAUUAAUGAAGCUAUUGAAGCUAACGAAAUUACUAUUGAAUAUGCUCAACAAUGUAACUAUGCAAGAUUCGAAUUAUCAUCAUUUGAGGAGUUUAUAAACUUAUACAAGGCAACAUAUCGUCUAGCUUCUGAGGUUUUGGAUGCUUUAAACCAUUUUCUACUAGCAUUGCAUGAAUUUUUAAAUCUUUGUGAAGAUUUAAUCAAUGUAAAUUUACAAAAUAGAAUGAUAUUUGUUGAUUGGUAUAAUUCAGCU